AUGAGUACUACAUAUAAACAAAAACAAAAUUUUUCAAAUACUUUUGAACAUAUUUGUCUAUGGGAACAACAAUGUCAAACUUUAUACAAUGAUAUAAAUGAAGCAGUUAAAUAUUUAGAUACACUUCAUGAUACAUAUACGAAAGUAUCGUAUAAAACAAAUUCUCUUUAUCGAGCUUGUGAACAAUUAUUAGCUGAUCAGACAAAAUUAUUAAAUAUAACAGAAUGUAUUGAAAAUCGUUUAUCUUAUUUUGAUGAUGUUGAUCGAUUUUCUAAAAAUCUUUCGAUAACUCCAUUAGUAUCUGAUAUAAAACAAUUAAUUCCAACUUUAACACGUAUUGAUGAAUGUCUUGCUUAUUUUGAUACACAUAGUUCAUUUAAACAAUCUCUUGUGUAUAAAAAUCAAAUGAAACAAGUUUUAUUAAAAGCAUUAAAUAUUAUUAAAGCACAUAUUAUUCAAAUAUUACAAAAUUCUUCAAAUACUAUUGAUCCGAACAAGAAUCAUACACUUUUAUCCGAUGAUGCAUAUACACUAUUUUAUGGACGAUUUCGAAUAAAUGCACCAAAAGUAAAAGUAUUAGCAGAAGAACUUGAACAACGUUGUACAAGAAAUCCUGAAUAUGAAAAGACAUUAUCGGAUUGUCAUGAAUGUUAUGCUAAUCAAAGACGAAUAUUAUUAACAUCAAGUGUGCAAAGUGCUAUACAAGAUUUAGCAACAAAAAAUGAAAGAGAUAUGUGUACAUUGGUUCGUAGUGGUUGUGCAUUUUUAUUGCAUCUUUGUCAAGAUGAAUAUCAAUUAUUUUAUCAAUUUUUUUCAAAACAUUCAGUUUAUUUGGACACAAUGUUAUCUGGAUUUUGCAAUUUACUUUAUGAUAAUCUCCGUUCUCGUAUUAUUCAUGUUAUUCAUUUGGAAACACUUGCUGAACUUGUGACUAUUUUAAAAGUUGAAAUGGUUGAAGAACACGUAAAAAACAGUGCUAAAGAAUUAUCAACAUUUGAAACAGUAUGUACACAAAUGCUUGAAGAUGUUCAAGAACGACUUGUUUAUCGUACACAAGUUUAUAUACGUAAUGAAAUUCUUGGCUAUAAACCAUCGCCAGGUGAUAUUGCUUAUCCAGAAAAACUUGAGAUGAUGCAGAAAAUUGCACAAUCAUUGAAAGAACAACGUGUAUCAAGAUUAAAUUCUCAAUCUUCAGUUGAUUCAACCAAUGAAGUCUUUUUUGAAACUAUACCUGGUACUGAUCUUUCUGUUAUUUCAUCACCUAUAACAACAAAAGAUGGACAAAUAUCAUCACCUGCUGAUCUUCAUGGUAUGUGGUAUCCAACUGUACGACGAGCACUUGUUUGUUUAUCAAAAUUAUUUCGUUGUCUUGAUCGUAAUAUUUUUCAAGGUUUAUCUCAAGAAACUUUAACAAUGUGUGUUCGAUCCUUAAUAACAGCAAGUGAACUUAUAACACAACGAAAAACACCUAUAGAUGGUCGUUUAUUUUUAAUAAAACAUUUACUUAUAUUACGUGAACAAAUAGCACCAUUUAGUGUUGAUUUUGCUGUUAAAGAAAUGGUUAUUGAUUUUACAAAAUUAAAAGAAGCUGCAAUGAAAUUUUUAUCAAAAAAAUCAAAAUUAUUAUCAAUGAAUCGUGAUAAUGCUUUUUUAGAAUUUCUUCUACAAGGUACAUUACAAGUUAAAGAAUCAUUUAUUGAUUCAAAACGUGAAGUUGAUAAACAUUUAAAACAAACAUGUGAAUUAUAUAUAGCUGAUUUAUCAAAUCAAUUAUGUGGAACAAUAAGACAAUAUUUACAAAAAGCACAAAUUAUUUUAAAAAUGAAUUUUGAUCAAAAUAAUAAACAAAAAGUUUCAUUAAGACAACAACCAUUUGCUAAACCUGAAAUAUUACAUGAACUUAUUAUUGAAAAUUAUAAUUUAAUGAAAAAACAAUUACCAGAUAUAUUUAAAAUAAUGUCACUUUAUUUAGCAAAUAAAGAUACAGAACAAAUAUUAUUUAAACCUAUUAAAGUAGGUUUUGUUUGA
Rotaria sordida is the source of this 2028-nucleotide messenger RNA. NCBI's taxonomy places the organism in Eukaryota, Metazoa, Rotifera, Eurotatoria, Philodinida, Philodinidae. The record is from the annotation of a GenBank genome assembly.